Styela clava is the source of this 1516-nucleotide messenger RNA. Its product is annotated as flavin reductase (NADPH)-like. Gene Ontology annotation, molecular function: riboflavin reductase (NADPH) activity; biliverdin reductase [NAD(P)H] activity. The record is from RefSeq and is a predicted model, not a curated record. NCBI's taxonomy places the organism in Eukaryota, Metazoa, Chordata, Ascidiacea, Stolidobranchia, Styelidae.
UAUCGUAGUUAUCAUUGUUUCUAGCUUGGUUCAUAAUUAUUACUUUAUAAUGUCUGAUGUCAAACGAAUCAUUGUCUUUGGGGCAACUGGUCAAACAGGAUUAAAGAUUCUGAAGAUAGCAUUAGAGGAAGGUCUUGAAGUCACAGCUUUUGUUCGCACUCCUUCCAAGAUACCAGAAAAUAUCAGAAACAGACUUUAUAAAGUGGUGAAAGGAGAAGUGAAGGAUAAAGAAAUUAUUGAGGAUGCAAUUCAAGGGCAUGAUGCUGUAUUAUCUGCGCUUGGCGGAAAACUAAAAAUAGGAGCCAGCGACAAGAUAAUGUCAACGGGGGUUGCAAAUAUAAUUGGUGGAAUGAAGAAACACAACGUGCGAAAUUUGAUUGUCGUCAGUGGAGGAUUGCAGUUACCAUCCCACGCUAUACCCAAAUUUUUUUUGAGUUUCUUUGUCGGUGAACUAGCUGAUCACUCUGCAGUGAUUAAGCUAUUAGAAAACGCAUCAGAUGACAUUGACUGGAUAGCAGUGGCUCCUCCUUUUAUUAAAGAUAGCGAUGAAAUUGAACCUGAUUACAUGGUUGCAAUAAAUGCGAUGCCUGGGGUUUCCAAUGUAACUUCUGCUGAGAUUGCUGACUUCAUGAUCAAAAUCAUAACAGACAAAAAUAAGCAGGAAACAUACAAGCAUGCGAAAGUUGGAAUUUCAUCUCGAGCUUCAACUAGUUUUAAAGCACCGAUUGCUAUAUUGCUCCUUGCUUUGGCUGCUGGUUCCAUCAUGUAUUACACACAAUGAAGGUUUUAGAUGAUUCAGUAGUGUUUCUAAAGAUUCAAUUUGGUACAAUAAACUCUUUAUUACACGACUGACAUUACAUACAUGAUACAUGUCAAUCAUUUUGUGUUUCAAUCUUCAAUCAUUAAGGUGUAAAAGCAUUCAAUAUUUUAUUCUAACAUUUCUAAUCUUUGAAUUACUAAUUGAAAAGCUUCUUAUUUCAUUAGAGUACAAUCUUGUACAAAACUUCUUUCUCUCUAUACAGAAUGUUUAACAAUUAAAUGAAGCAAUAUUUUUUGAAUUAUUAUUUUGACAAUAACAAAGAAACCGUUUAUGAUACUAAAUCUUUACAAUAAUUACCGUAGUAAUUUCCAUUCCCUAAUCUGGUUUUAAAGAAAAGUUUAAUAUUGAAAAAUCCACUAUUGUCUAAAUAUGAAAAUAAAUAAAUAAAACUCAAUUUUGUGAUCGUUAAUGUACUUUUUUAUGCCUUUUAAUAUUCGUAAACAUGUAGGCAUGGAAAGAUAAAAUGAAUUUAUUGAUUCAUACCACAGCAUUUAUAAUAAAUACAGCAUGUUUUGGUUAUGUUUAACACAAUUCUGUUAAUUUUCGCGGCGUAAGUUACUUGUUAUAAAUGAAUAUUUUUUCUUUCAUAAUUUCAUAAUCAUGAUCCAUUUAUUAAGCAAUUAUAAAAAGUAAUUGUACUACAUAUAUAUGGUUUUUUCCACUUUUCACAGUAAAAUAAAACUUGUUUAUACCUUU